AUGGGUGACAAGGAUAGUUUGGUUGACAUCUGCCUUAGAGUGGGAGGUGCUUUUGUCCCUAAAAGAGUAACCAAAAACAGGCAGCUGCUGUGUUGGUGUGGUGGUUGGUGUUACUGGAAGAGGAAGGUUCAAGUAUCUAAGUUGGAUGUGCAUUUGAUUAGAACAGCUGCAAUUCAUGGUUUUGUUAAUGGUGAUAUGGAUGUGCCUAUGCAUUACAGCUGUUGGUAUAGGCAGAAGGGGAAAACCUUUAACACUGGGAAAAGGGAACUAGUUAACAGUGAAGAGAAGCUCCUAGUCAGCCCAUACAAGAGGCCCAACCCAUACUAUACCAUGGACACAUACAGGUCUGCUUAUGAACCAGCUGUCCAACCAAUGCCUGGCCCAAAGCACUGGGAGACAGUCAGAAUGAGGGAACCACUACCCCCUUCUGUUAAGGUGCAACCUGGGAGACCAAAGAGCAAAAAAAGGAAGCUUGAGCCAGGAGAAUGUUCUUCUUCAGGUGGUCAGGCAAGUACCAAGAGGAAGAAGCAAUGCAGCAACUGUGGGGGAUAUAGGCAUUAUGCCAAGACUUGCAAAGUACCUGCUGCACCAGCUACAGAGCUGAUAAAGUCAGCAGGCAGACCCCCACUGAACACUCCUUGGAUGGUGGAGGAGAGGAAGAAGAAAGAGAUUAGGGCUGCUAAAAAGAGUGCAAUUGGGGCUGGACCAAACAGCAUAGGAAACAAAAAGUUUCCUCAAGAGCAAGAAGGUUGUCUGCCAUUCAGCAAGCGCCCACAGCCACAGUCUUCCUCAGCUAAGCAUUCCUCAGCUCAGCCAUCCUCUAGUCAGCCAUCCUCAGCUCAGCCUUCCUCAAGUCAGCCUGCCUCAAGCCAACCAAAAAGAAAGACAAGGUCUUCCUCAAGUCAGCCUACAACAGCCACAGGUGUUGUAACAAGGGCCAGGCUGCAAUCCCUCAACAACCUUACUCAGUGAUGUACUCAUGCUGGAUAUCAAACAUUAUGUCUGUUGAACAAUUUCAAACUUUUAUUAUGUACUCAUGACUGGUUAUGUAACUUGCUAGUUUUUUAGUGGCUUCCCUUAACAAAUUUGAACAAUUAGAUAUUGAAUUGUAAUGGUUGCAUGGCUUUGAUUGCCAUUGAAACAUGUUGAAGUAA
Chenopodium quinoa (quinoa) is the source of this 1154-nucleotide messenger RNA. Its product is annotated as putative protein TPRXL. The transcript is spliced from 3 exons. The record is from RefSeq and is a predicted model, not a curated record. NCBI's taxonomy places the organism in Eukaryota, Viridiplantae, Streptophyta, Magnoliopsida, Caryophyllales, Amaranthaceae. The coding region runs from base 1 to 972 and encodes 323 amino acids.